Molecule: messenger RNA, 1002 nt
Organism: Saccostrea echinata
Lineage: Eukaryota; Metazoa; Mollusca; Bivalvia; Ostreida; Ostreidae
Product: E3 ubiquitin-protein ligase TRIM45-like
Exons: 1
Coding region: 1-1002 (333 amino acids)
Biological process (GO): intracellular protein transport; vesicle-mediated transport
Cellular component (GO): membrane
Molecular function (GO): zinc ion binding
Source: RefSeq, a predicted model, not a curated record
AUGUACCCCCGUACCACUGCCCAGGACGUGAUUCGAUUUGAUCUGUGUGAGACUGCUAUAGUACAGAUGUACUGUGAUACAUGCCUUGUCAACCUCUGCAAGGCCUGUGUUGGAGAACACAUCUCAAAGGAUGAUUCCAGGGAUCACAAAGUGGUCAAAUUUCAGUUAAGGAACGCCAUUCCCCACUACCCUAAUUGUGCCUCCCACGAGAAGGAACAAUGUGCGAUGUAUUGCAGACACUGUGAUAUUCCCGUCUGUCACAGUUGCUUAGCAACGAAUCAUCACUUCAGUCAUACGUUAUCAAAAAUCUUGCAAGUUCUCAGUGAAAAGCAAGAUAUGAUUAAAAAAAAGCAAACUGAAUUACAUAAAAGAAUUUAUCCAACCUACAAGAGCAUUACCUUUGAUGUACAAAUCAAAAUAAGUCGGUUAGAGGAGGAAUAUGGAGAUCUCUCAACAACUAUAACAGAGCAUGGGAAUAACCUGCAUAAAGAAAUUGACCAACUUGUCUCGAAACUUAAAUCUCAAGCUGAUGAAAUGAAAGCGUCACAGUUACAAACUUUAAAAGAACAUUUGGCUGAGAUAAACAAACAAAUUGAUGACAUGGAAAUUGAAAUUAGUUCACUUGAUACCGCUGCCACAUCUAAUGACAUUUCAGCAUUAAUCAAUGUAAGAUCCAUUGUAGAUGAUUAUAAAAAGAUUCCACAAAAACUUGAGCCAUCUGUACCUAAAUUCAUUUCAGGGGCAAUUCAGGGCAAAGAACUUCCUGAACUCUUUGGAACUUUAUUGUCAAUUUCUCCUACGUCAGAGGAGGAUGACUAUAGUAUGAAGACAACACAGGAAUCACCAGAAGAGGAAACUAUUCCUCCAGUUGGACAAUAUACAUCAGAAGCUAUAUUUUAUCCUCAAGCCAAUCAAAAAUUAGCAGAAGUUAAAUUCUCUCCACCAGUCCCUCCAAAACCACCAAAGAAGAACUUGUUGCCAUCUUCGGGCAAACAAAAAUAA